Messenger RNA from Salvia hispanica, 1869 nucleotides. Its product is annotated as putative E3 ubiquitin-protein ligase XBAT35. Gene Ontology annotation, molecular function: ubiquitin protein ligase activity; protein binding. The record is from RefSeq and is a predicted model, not a curated record. Gene Ontology annotation, biological process: cell cycle; protein ubiquitination. Lineage: Eukaryota; Viridiplantae; Streptophyta; Magnoliopsida; Lamiales; Lamiaceae.
ACUUGAAUGAAAGCUUUCAAUCCCGCGUUUAAACGUCAGCUUCCAAGAAAUUAUCGCAAUUAAGAGUUAGCUCAUCCAACUUUCUUCUCUCUUAAGUAAUCCUUUGAAAUUUCCAUCUACUUUCGGUUUUGAUCCCACUCUUCACAGUUCCACUGCAAACUGAAUUUGUUGUUGUUAUUCCGAUUAGAUUUUGGUAUUCAUCUUACCUUUUAACUGACUAUAUAUGGGGCAGAGGCAAUCAAAAGAUGAAUUACUAUACCAGCAAGCAAAUUCUGGAAAUAUUGAAGGCGUCAAAGCGCUCCACAGAGAUGGUGCCGGCCUUGAGUGGGUUGAUAAAGAGGGGAAGACUCCACUCAUUGCAGCUUGUAUGAAUCCACAGCUUUUUAAUGUAGCCAAAACAUUAAUUGAGUUGGGUGCUAAUGUGAAUGCCUACCAUCCAGGUCCACAUAAUGGAACACCCCUGCAUCAUGCUGCAAAAAGAGGCCUCGAGCAGACUGUGAAGUUACUUCUUUCACAUGGAGCUAAUGCACUGCAAAUGAAUGAUUAUGGCCAAACCCCUCUUGAUCUUGCUAGAGCCAAGGGGCAUGCUAGUGUUGUCAGAGCAAUAGAGGGGCAUGUGUGCUUAUUCUCUGGUUUUCUGCGGGAACUUUAUGGACCUGGCUUUCUGGAACAUCUGGCUCCACAGUUGCUUUCAAGAAAAAUAUGGGUGGUUAUUUUGCCUAUUGGUUCCCGCAAACUGUACAAACCUUUCAAGUUGGAGCUCGUGAUAUACUCUGGUGUACAGGAAGGCCAACCACGUACAAUUAUUCCACUCUGGAAGGCCAAUUUAGAGGAACCUAAUUUUAACCAGCCUGAUCCUGUGGCUGUAUUAUCUAAUAUUUCAAGAAUCCGGAAACACUGGAGGAGAAAGCGAUCUAUUAAGGCCUGCCAAAUGCCGAUAUAUUCUCGUUUCAAACUUGCACCUUUACAUGAUAGUGAGAAACAGCAGCUGCAGCGCUUUUGUAAUGCUUGCAAAGGAAUUCCUCAGGUGAGGCAUCCGUUUGUUCCUUUCAACAACCAAGUCCCUUCUGCUCCUACUGUUUCGAUACCAACUUUUGAAGACGAAGAAUUAGCUAGGGCAAUAAAUGCCUCCCUUGAGUCUUCCCCACAUAAAAUCCCACCAAACAUGGAUAUGUAUGUUGGAUCUGUUACACACCCGUCCGCAAGUCCAGCCAACAUUGUAAACAAUUCCAAUCACGCAAAGAGUUAUGCUAGUGAGGCUUCUGCUAGCCACACGGCAUAUAGAAACAAAUUUGGAGUUCAGGAAGCUGAUCCAUCUGGCAAUCCUGCAACUCUGAAUACUUAUCCUGUCACUAGUCCAACAGCUCCCGUUGCACAUCCAGCAGCUACAGAUGAUGGUCCAAUAUGGUAUCCAUCAAAUGACAUGAGCCCUGUCCACGCAUCUUCUCCCUCUGAGGCAUCCACCUCCCCAAGCAGUCAAGAAAAUGGCGAAGAUGCUUCACAUUCAUCUUGUACAAUAUGCCUGGAUGCUCCGGUAGAGGGAGCUUGCAUUCCAUGUGGACACAUGGCAGGAUGCAUGAUGUGUUUGAAUGAGAUUAAGGGCAAGAACUGGGGUUGCCCUGUUUGCCGCACCAAUAUUGAGCAGGUGGUACGAAUAUACGCUGUCUAGUGCUACUACUAAAGAAGCCCGUGCUGAAAAUGUGGUUCCCUUUUCCUGCAUAAAGAGAUGGUUUUUCCAUGAGGUGGAUAUUCAACCUCUUCAUAAGCAUAUGGUUUGUAAAAUAUUCCUUUUCAAAGCUGUUUAAUAUUCAUGUGAUGAUACUCACUUUAACCUUAAGUAUGUAUAAUAUUUUAAUAUUUUUGCCUACA